UUGGAUUCUCCACAGUCGAGCUUCAACUGUUCUGAGAUGAUGUCGCCGUGGGAGAAUCGCAUUUGGCUGCCUCUGGCGGUGGCCACCCUUCUGGUGCUCCUGGCCCCACACUCCUCCCUUGCCGAGGAGCCCAUCUAUCGCCUCUGCGUGCCCCAAAUUUACUUGGCCGAAUGCCAGCAGCUCCUCGCUGAUCCUUCGGAGGCGGGCAUCCGGAUGGAGUGCGUCGCUGGACGGGAUCGGGUGGACUGCCUGGAGCUGAUCGAGCAGCGGAAGGCCGAUGUGCUGGCCACCGAGCCGGAGGACAUGUACAUCGCCUACCAUCGCAAGAACGAGGACUACCGCGUCGUCUCCGAGAUUCGCACGCAGCAGGACAAGGAUGCCGCCUUCCGCUACGAGGGCAUCAUCCUGGUGAAGAAGGACUCCCCCAUCCGGACGCUGCAGCAGCUGCGCGGCGCCAAGUCCUGCCACACGGGAUUCGGACGCAACGUGGGCUACAAGAUCCCCAUCACCAAGCUGAAGAACACGCACAUCCUGAAGGUGUCCGCCGAUCCGCAGAUCUCCGCCACGGAGCGCGAGCUCAAAUCGCUCUCGGAGUUCUUCAGCCAGUCCUGUCUGGUGGGCACCUACUCCACGCAUCCGGACACGGAUCGCCUGCUCAAGAAGAAGUACUCGAAUCUGUGUGCGCUCUGCGAGAAGCCGGAGCAGUGCAACUAUCCGGACAAGUUCUCCGGCUACGAUGGCGCCAUUCGCUGCUUGGACAAGGGACAGGGCGAGGUGGCCUUCAGCAAGGUGCAGUACAUCAAGCGGUACUUCGGCUUGCCCGGCGCUGGAGCGGAUGCCCCCCAACCGGAAGGGGAUCCCGAGAAAUUCGAGUACCUGUGCGAGGAUGGCAGUCGACGACCGGUGACCGGACCCGCUUGCUCCUGGGCCCAGCGUCCCUGGAGCGGUUACAUUUCCAACGAGAACGCCGUCCACAAUGCGGAGCAACUGCAUCAGCUGCAGUCGCGUCUGGAGCGAUUCUUCGCCAAUGGCUUGCAGGCACAGAACAAGGAUGCCGCCGCCCAUCUGCUCAUCCAGCCGAACGCCGUUUACCACAGCAAGGACGCGGCCAUCGAUCCGAAGGUCUAUCUGGAGCGGGCUGGCUACAAGGAUGUGAUCGAGCGGGAUGGAAGUGCCAUCAGGAAGAUCCGGCUGUGCGCCCAGAACGACGACGAGUUCGCCAAGUGCCAGGCUCUGCACCAGGCGGCCUACGCCCGCGACGCUCGUCCCGAGUUGGAGUGCGUUCAGUCCACCGAUUGCGUGGUGGCCCUUUCCAAGAAGGAGGCCGACCUGGCCGUGAUCACCGCCAGGGGAUACGCGGACGCACGCCGCAACCAGCUGCAGCCGGUGGUCUACGAGCAGCGGGACGACCAGGACGUCCUCGUCGCCGUCGCCGCUCCGGGAGUUACGAGGGAGGCCCUCCAGAAGGCCAGCAUCAAAUUCGAUGAGACUUGUGGACGUUCUCGAGUGGCCGCUGGGUUCCUGAACAAGCGACGUGGCUUGGACGCCUGUCGAGUGUCCUCCAGUCCGGAUGGCGAGGUGCAGAUCAUUCCCGCCUCCGAGCUGGAGAAGCACAAGGACUCGCAGCUGGUGUGUCCCAGCUUGGAGCGCCAACCUGUCACCGAGUUCCGCACCUGCAACGUGGAUGUCGUCCUGCCGCGAGCCAUCUUCAUCCGAUCGGACACCACCAAUGUGGAACAGGAGACGGUGAAGCAUCUGUUCUCCUUGAUCUCGGAUAAGUUUGGAGCCCGUGGCAAGUUGGUGGAUGUGUUUGCUUUGUUCGGGGAAUUCCAGAAGGGCAAGAAGAACGUCUAUUUCCACGACAAUGCUGUUCAACUGGCCACGGAGAAAAAGAGCGAAAUCCAGGACGAGCAAUUGUUUGCAGAUCUCCAGUGCGAAAAUAACAAGAUCGGCAAGCAGUAAGCCGAUUUUACCAUUUAAUUAUUUUCCAAGCUCUCAAUCUGCACCAAUAAAUUUUAUCCUUAAUAAUGCUAAAAAAAAA
Molecule: messenger RNA, 2041 nt
Organism: Drosophila ficusphila
Lineage: Eukaryota; Metazoa; Arthropoda; Insecta; Diptera; Drosophilidae
Product: transferrin
Exons: 5
Coding region: 37-1962 (641 amino acids)
Biological process (GO): iron ion transport
Cellular component (GO): plasma membrane; extracellular region; recycling endosome
Source: RefSeq, a predicted model, not a curated record